Molecule: messenger RNA, 5672 nt
Organism: Entelurus aequoreus (snake pipefish)
Lineage: Eukaryota; Metazoa; Chordata; Actinopteri; Syngnathiformes; Syngnathidae
Gene: spata2
Product: spermatogenesis associated 2
Exons: 4
Coding region: 497-2203 (568 amino acids)
Biological process (GO): regulation of tumor necrosis factor-mediated signaling pathway; protein K63-linked deubiquitination; regulation of necroptotic process
Cellular component (GO): cytoplasm
Source: RefSeq, a predicted model, not a curated record
CUGACGUUCUUGUCCCGCGCAUGCGUAUUGACAUGAUGGGAAUUUCCAACAGCUGAGAAGGCGUCGCUAGCUACGGCUAUCACUUGUUUAAGUUUGGAGCUGGCUCAGGACAAUCACACCAUUAGGAUUCUGACUUGAUGAGUCCGCGUGACCUUGCAUCACUGCACUUUCUGAUUCAGUGGGAUGUAUUAGCUACAAAGUUUUUUUCUUUUUAACAGAGUGUCGCAAAAGACAGUACUCAAAUCAUGCAAAGCAACAUUGGCUGGUGUCUCUGAAAACAAAUCAGUGUUAGAGCCAGUAACAGAGAUGCCCAUAAGACGACAUCCGUGCAGCCGGCAGCUGAACCACCACAACUGAGUGUGGCACCUCUUUGUGGAGAGAAUGUCUUGCUGAGACUCAUUUCUUCUUCACCCUCAAUAACGUUAUAAACGGUCUACGAAGGGGGUGAGGCUCUCUCAAAAAAGGCAAACAGCUGACUAUUAGGCUGCUGCAUAAAAUGGAUGCAAAGUUAAAGGAGGACCUCUUUCGAAGGUAUGUGGGGGCACUGGAGCGGCGCCUGGAAGAUGGAGGGGGAAUGUCUGUGAUGGCAAAUUCACAUGAUGGUGACAAAAAGAGACACAAGGACAGCGAGGCACUACUUUCCACAGCCACAGCGCUACUUGGGGCCUAUCAGCCAGAUCCAGGACAGCGUUUCCGCAUGGUGCGCUUUUAUGAAGUUGUAGAAAGUUCGCUUCGCUGCCAAAGAGGAGGCAACCUCAGGAGCUUGGAGAGAGCUUUCCACACACUGGAAACAAUCUGCACCAACCUUUUGCUCUUCCCCUGGAAGAAAGAAUUCAGAUGUAUAAAGACUUUCACUGGCCCAUAUGUGUACCAUCUAAAGGCCGCAAUUUCUGACGCUGAACUCCGAUCUCUAAUGCGCACAAUUGGCUACACCUGCGACCAUGACUCCCAAUUCUAUUUUCAGGAACAUCCAGGAGGCUCGGGUUAUCUCCGCCAGUUGGCUUUUGAGCUCUUCCUGGCCCAGGCGGAGUGUCGUCUUUUGGGAGAGGUAGUGGCUCUGGCCCGCGGUUCCGCAUCAGAGUUGGAGGCCCUGGAACUCCGCAAGGGCUGCCGAGAUGAUGCAGCUGGCUGUGCUGAAGCGCUUCGCAGACGUGACAGCCUUGGGGCUGAUAUGGCUCGUCUAUCUGUGCAACCUCUGGAUAUUGAGAGGCCUCAUGUUCACCACCUGAGGCGAGGUAGCCGACCGUCAAAGUCUGUGGAUGUGACAGAUGGGGCAGGUCACUGGCACGCAGCAGUUAGUAAACCGAUUUUGAAAGCCUCAUUGAGUCUGAGGAAGGAGCCUCUGUUUGUGGAUGCAGAAGAAGAUAUGAAGGAUGAGAUCAUCAGACCCAACACCUCGACAUCUCUUUUCUCCGUGGCAGCACCCCCGUCCUACAGCCCCAUUGCAGAUUUCUUCCCCACGCAGUCACCCCCCCUGGCUGAUGCUUACACAUCCUACCACCUCUCGUCAUUGGAUGAGAUUGACUUGUACACAGAGCGAGGCGUGAGUGGAAUUGGUGGAAGGCAAACCCCUUCACGACCUGUGUCCCGAGAGCCCCGAGACGCCAGAGAUGGGUGGCUGCUCAAAGCCCACGGCAGUGUGAAGUGCCAGGGCUGUGGGAUGGGCUGCUCUACGAUGGCCUCCUGCCAGAGGUGUGAUGUGAUUCUGUGCGCUGCCUGUCACGAUGUUGAGCCUGCUCCUUGCUGUAGCCUGCAGGACUACCACCCCAAAUCUCCACGACCACUGGAUGGAUAUAUUCCUGUGAAGGAAAAGCUUUCUGUCUACUCAAACACUCAUUCCUACUCGCAUCUCCACCCCCACCCACUCACACUGACCCAUUCUCACACGCAUUCACACCCUCACUCCCAAAUGGUGGAUAAACCUUUGCUGUCUACUAAGUUGUUUCCAAGCAAGUCUGCUGCUUUGACGACGCCAAAGGGAGGCACGAGUGAGCGCAUCAGCAUGGGGGUAUCGCGAUGCGGGUUUUGCAACAAGCCAGGUGCAUCUCACACCUGUGUGAACUGUUCUAAGGUGUCAUGUGACUCAUGCAUGGGCUUGUAUGCCAAGGAUAUGUGCACACGUAAGAAUCCCCAGCACAUGUUUGUGCCCAACCAUCAGCUCAACUUUAAAUCUGGCACCAUCUCUCACAUGGUGUACCGAUGAUCCAGGUAUAGGCUUUGCUUCUCUGCUUUUAGUUUCCUCCUUUAAAAGGCAACAUAGCCUUGCAUUGAUGCUUACGAUCACUUGCAAUCUCCCCUUUUAACUUUUUCAACUCCAUACCAUUUAUGUUCUCUCUCUGUUGGUUAGGCCAUCAUGUUUGCUCAAAGUUCUGGCCUUUUUAUCUACUGUAAUACUUUCUUUUGCCUUGCUAUCCACUCUUUAAUAGUCAUGUGAUGUUGUAGCACUUUUGCCCUCUACAUGGGAACUUAGAGUUUAAGACCUUCUAAUUACAAAUUCCAUCCAAAAUUAUAUAUACUUGUAAGCUAAUAAAAAAAAUAAAUCAUCAAAUAUAAAUAAAGUACCGGUAUAUGUAUGUGUGUGCUUGCACGCACCUGUGUGCGAGCACUUAAAAUACCUACAGCGGGAAAAAAUUACUUUUUAAAACUUGAAAAUAGUGAUAAAAGAUACACUGGAAGUUAGUAACCUAAUAGUAUAUAUUUUAAUCUCUAGUCUGUAGAACAAUGUGAAACUUUUGAAUAGAUGAAGACUAAGUUGGAAGUACUGUAAUGUAUCUCAAAGGGACUGACUGAGACAAUGAGCAGAUGCCAUAUUCUAUUUAUGAAGUCAUGCCUUGUAAAUGAACCCCCUUUGUUUCUGGCUGACGUUUUACUGCUGCUAUUACCUUGGGAAGUAAAGAGGUUAACCUCUUUUGAGUAAAUAGCUUGUUUGUUUGUGUGUGUGCGUGUGUGUGUGUCAGUGUGUCUGUUUUAAUUCCAUCCAACCCACGUCAAUUCCAGUACGAUCUCAGAACUUCUGUGGUCCAGGAUGCUGCAUUGUCCCCUCACUAGAGCAGAUGUUCCCUGUAGUCUCAGAUGCUGCAUUGUCCCCUCACUAGAGCAGAUGUUCCCUGUAGUCUCAGGUGAAGUCAUAGCAAGUGUCCGGGACACAAAUGAAUUACAUGCAUUACUUCAGGCAUACUCUGAAUUGUUUUAAAAAGUGUAAAAUGAGAAAAUGUCUGAUCAGUCAUGCUUUCUGUCUACCUCAAACUGCUUAACAGAGUUUGACUUUGCAGUCUUUGACUACUCCCUGAAAUGUUAAAUGUACUUAUUACAUAUCCUUGGGAGAUAUACAAGAGACCGCUGAUUACGUAUUAAACUUGGUUAUCUUAACAGGUUUUCCUUACCAAUCAUCUAAUCGAUACAGUUCAAACAGUGCAUGUGAACAAACAACACCUGUAUGUGUGAUGCAGUAUAAUACUGCAGUAAAGGCUUCCAAUGCCACAUGUGGUUGACUGUUGAAUCAGUACUAUUAUCGUUUUAGGCCGAGGUUUAACAGACGUCUGUGUCCAUGAUCACUUAAAACAUUGCACACUCGAGAACAAAUCACUACUGAUGACGUGUUUAAUUAAAUGUGACUUAGUGAGUUCAAUGCAUGCUUUUAUGACUGGUGACUCAGAGGGAUUCAUCAUUUGAAAAUGUGCAGCAGGGACCAUCACAAGUACAAACUUGUUCAGAACGUAAAUAUCAUAAAUAUUUUACCCUAAAUGUAACUGAAAUGCUGCCCAAUAAGACUACAUAUUAAUUAUCACUUAAUUGCUGCUGCUCUGCAUUCGGGACAAGUCACUUGAUGGACAGUUGUAUAAAUCCGGUUAAGGAAAAGCUCUUGAGCUGUUGUGGCAGCUUUGACAGGAGGCCCACUUAAUGGGUGCAGUUUGCUCUUCUGCUGACAGAUGGCAACAUCCACCCAUGUUAAUGUUAAAUAAUAUAGUGUUAAAACAUCUGUUUGAAAAUGUUAUAUCCUGUGGCUUGUGAUGUCUGUCAACCUUAUUUGGUGCACAUUUUACCUGUCAUUUACUGUAAUCUGAUUUGAGCAAAAAUUCAAGCACAUUUUAGCUUCACAAAGGCUGUUUUUUAGUGUGUGUCCUCCUGGUUGUCAUUGAAGUGUGUAUGUUUAGUAGUGGUGGUGUGAUACUUUUGUGUGUCCCUCUCAGGCUAUUGGUUUGAGCUCAUACGCACCAGCUUCUGGAUAGCUUGGUUUUCCUGUUGAAACCAUCAUCAGCAAUGUCAAUGAAGUAUUGAUUAAUUUAUUGGAACCCAUGUGUAUCGCACAUUUAGUGUUUAGUUUUUACAUUACAGCUAGUCGUUUAAGUGCUUAAACUUCAGUGAGUUAAUGCAGUUUAAAUGUUGGUUAUUUUGAAAGUUAUGUUCUCUUUGAAAAUUAACUCUCAUUGCCUUACAUCAUUCAUCUGCCAUUUUUGUACACAAUAUCUGCAAAUGAAAUGCACGCGAGUGCGGAUUAAUCACCACGCAGUGUUUAAGAGAUUCCUCUUGGUGGCCAUACUCGCUUAAUGUUUGUAAGUCAGGAGUGAUCAGGCUUUUGUUCACCAAAAGACCGUGUUAGGGUAUGAUGUUUGAUGGAACAAACUUGUUUUCAUUCCCUCCCUUUAAGAACUUGAGGUCUGUGUUGUGUCUUUUUCAUACAAAAAAAACUUGAUAUGUUUUGUUUCUGCUGGAGUGAUUGUUGAGAUGUAUUUAAAAAAAAAUCAACUUCAAUCAUUGUAAGCAAAGGAAAACAUUGUAUCACUGAUGAGUGACCCAAAGUGGUGUGCAAUCAUUGUUUUCAUCAGACGCCUUUUAGAUGCUUUAAAUUAUUGUCUAUAAUUUAUAUCGAGUGUAUAUAUACACACACUUGUGAUAUAUACAUGCACAUACAUUUAGUUGUUCAUUGUGAAUCCUACCAGCAACAAAGGUGACUUUUAGAAGGAUUGCAAAUGUAAUGAUAUUGCCAAAUGAAGAACAAGGAUAGCAUCCUGUGAUUUGUCCUGGAUGUCUUGUCAAUGUCCCAGAUAGUAAAUUAUAUGAUUUUGCUAGAGUAUAGACUUGCCUGUAGAUGGUAAUCUUUAUAUGAAGUCUAGAGAUCGACACCUAUGACAAAAACUGCCCCAGCACACCAACUGACACGGUUCUAGACAGCAGACAGCUAUUAAGGUCACUAAAGGGCUAAACAGUUUUCAGGGUUGCUGCUGGGUUGGACUAUUGCGAAAGAUGUACUUUACAUACACCACUGGACAUUAAUUGCGGAUGUUUGGAAAAGCAAAAGCUUUGUUAUUUUGUGGCAUGGAAUACUGUAUUACAUUUUGCUGUUUGAACACAAUUGGUUGAAGGUUGACGCUCCUUUUAACUCUCUGUGUGGUAAUGGUAUAUACUGUCAGGCUAUCCUACCUGACCCACUCCUGGCAUGCUCUCUACAAAGUCCUGUCCCAAAACCCUGCCACCCUCCCCCAGACCACCACUCUUCUCUUCUCUCCCCACCAACUUUGGCACUGGAGAUCACUGCACAAUGUCUUUAGGAUCAAUGUGUGGCCACAUAUGAGCGUGGACAGGGAAAAUAGCCAAACUUGUUCAUCAGUGAAAAUAUAUGUAAAUGAAUAAAGCAAAUGUAAAUGAUAUUUUAUAGAAUAAUUUAAGGAAUA